GUUGCUGUUAGCCGGCAACGUCACCAGUGACGCCAAUCGCCGGCAACACCGCUCGUCGCCACCAACACUUAAAUUGGAUGUCGCGUCACGUACAAGUCGGACCCACCCGGUACACCCCGAUAUAGUACUCACCGGCCGCGCGCGACACACGCAACCAACUGGGUCACCGCGGCGAUGGCCAGCGUCGAGGUGCGCCGCGGCGGCGGCGGCCAUGGCAGGAAGCUCUGGGUGCUGGUGUUCCCGCUGCCGUUCCAGGGCCACAUCAACCCGAUGCUGCAUCUCGCCGGCGCGCUCCACGGCCGCGGCGGCCUGUCCGUCACCGUGCUCCACACCCGCAUCAACGCCAUCGACCCGUCGCGCUACCCGGAGUUCGCGUUCGUGGAGGUGCCCGACGGCAUCCCGCCCGAGGUCGCCGCGACGGGCACUGUCGUCGACGCCAUCCUCGCCAUGAACGCCGCCCUGGAGGUGUCCCCGUCGUUCCGCGACGUGCUCGCGUCGGCGGUGGACGGCGCCGAGGGGCGGCCCCCCGCCGCGUGCCUCAUCAUCGACGCCAACCUCCUCGCCGCGCAGAAGGUCGCCGCCGGGCUCGGGCUCCCCACGCUCGUGCUGCGCACCGGCAGCGCGGCCUCGCUCUGCUGCUACCUCGCUUACCCCAUUCUUCUCCAAAAGGGCUAUUUGCCUCCCAAAGAGUCUCAACUCUAUGAACCAGUGAAGGAGCUGCCACCACUGCGAGUAAGGGACCUGUUCUACUCAAGCGACACCAACCAAGAAAAGGCCCGUGAAACUCUUGCUAAUAUCACCGAAACAGUGAGAAACUCCAACGGCAUGGUGAUCAACACUUUUGACAAGCUAGAACCCGCUGAGCUCAAGAGGAUCCGUGAUGAGCUCAACAAUGACAUUGUCGUUGUGCUCGCGGCCGGCCCAUUCCAUAAGGUGUCCUCCAUAAACAAUGGGAGCAGCAUGAACUUACAGCCAGAUCAAAGCUGCAUUGAGUGGUUGGACACACAGGCAACAGGGUCGGUGCUAUAUGUGAGCUUUGGGAGCUUGGCGUCACUAGAUUCCAAUGAAUUCUUGGAGGUUGCAUGUGGAUUGGAGAGCAGUGGCCAGCCUUUUCUAUGGGUUGUUCGACCAGACCUUGUGAGGGGUCUCAAUAGAGUGUGUUUGCCAGAUGGGUAUGAGCAAGCAGUUGAGGGUAGGGGUAAGAUGAUUCGGUGGGCCCCACAACAGGAGGUGUUGGCCCAUCGAGCGGUGGGCGGGUUUUGGACCCACAACGGGUGGAACUCGACGUUAGAGAGUAUUAGUGAGGGAGUCCCUAUGAUAUGUCAACCUCAAUUUGCAGAUCAAAUGUUGAAUACAAGGUAUGUAAAAGCAGUAUGGGGCGUGGGCUUUGAGCUCGAGGGCAAUCUAGAAAGAGGCAAAAUUAAGAAAGCUAUUAGAAGGCUAAUGGUGGAAAAGGCAGGAACUAAGAUAAGAGAACAUGCAAAGGAGCUUAAGAACAAAGUGGAAGGAUGCUUAGAAAGCAGUGGAUCCUCUCAAAUUGCAAUUGAGAAGUUAGUCAAUUAUAUAAUAUCUCUCCAAUAGUUGGAUUAACUUUGUAUUUCUAUAUUGUGAAUAUUUUAAAUUGAUAAAGAGUUUAGUGUUGUUGAUAAUUCUAUUGUUUACAUAAUUACAUGACAUCAAAAUGGAUGGUUUAGC
Molecule: messenger RNA, 1695 nt
Organism: Oryza brachyantha (malo sina)
Lineage: Eukaryota; Viridiplantae; Streptophyta; Magnoliopsida; Poales; Poaceae
Product: UDP-glycosyltransferase 76C2-like
Exons: 2
Coding region: 175-1581 (468 amino acids)
Molecular function (GO): UDP-glycosyltransferase activity
Source: RefSeq, a predicted model, not a curated record